AUGUUGCCUAACUGGGGGUUUAGAAACACCGUUCAUUCAUACCAUGCCGAAAAUCCCAUUGAGUUACCAUUAAAAUCGUCUAAUGACUGUGCGUCUGGAAAUUCAGUGGUGUCACUCGAUAAGUUUGUCGAAAAGAACAUACCUGAAAUUAAAGAUGGCGCAAGGCAUUAUCUGAAACCAACCUUAUUUACAGGUACUUUGCAAACAUUGCACACCUUCAAGGGCGAUUUCCAUACAAAAUAUCCCGUUUAUUUUGCCCGUGAAAUUGUCUCAUUGUCUCAUGAGGAGGCCAAAGAACUCAAGGGGACUUUCAAACAUAUCCAUGCUGGUGAGUUCACUUUGGACUAUUUGGUGAACCCUCCAAGUGAAGAGUUGAAUGAUGAGUAUUUUUCAAGGAAAUGUAAGGAAACAAUGCCAGAGGGGUACCCAAGAUUACACCCUCGUUGUCGUUAUUAUGCUCCGAAUGAAUUGGCGCAAUUAAAAAAUGAAUGGAAACAGGAUAAUUCUCCAAUCAGUAUUAUUUUACCAGGUCUAGCCGGUGGUAUUCAAGAAGCUCCAAUUAGAGCAACUUGUUAUAAGCUACAACAAAAGGGUCACCGUGUUGUUGUUUUGAACCAAAGAGGUUGUAGUCGUUCCAAAAUUACAACUCCUCAUAUGUUCACCGGUUUAGAUACGGACGAUUUAAAAUACAUCUUACAUAAGUUCCAUGACGAAUAUGAACUGGAUGAUGAAAAGAGGCAAUUCCAUGCAAUUGGUUACUCAUUUGGUGGUUUGCAAAUUGCAAACUAUUUGAUUAAAGAAGGUAAAAAUACCCUCUUGACAUCUGCAAUUACUGUCUCAUCCCCUUGGAAUCUGUAUAAUUCGAUGCUUCAUAUCUCAAAUUCUUGGAGUGGUCGGUAUUUAUUUGAACCUGCUGUUAACUCUUUCCUAUUGAGAAUGGUCAAGAAUAACAAGGAGGUUUUGAAGGAAAACCCUAUAUUCAGCCAAGAGAGGUAUGAUCAUUUGAGGAAAACAAUAAAGAACUCUAGAGAUUUUGAUGAUGCUUAUACAAGCAAACUACUCGAUUUACCAAGUGGUGAUUACUAUUAUUAUGCUGCAUCACCUGUAUUUCAAAUCUAUAAAAUUAAAACUCCACUCUUGGUCAUCAACUCUAUAGAUGAUCCAAUGAUUUCUCCAGAUUACCCAUUUUUGGAUAUUUCAAGACAUCCUUGGAUUUAUAUGGCAACUGCAGAUUUGGGGGGUCAUUAUUCCUUCAUUAAACCAAAUGGCGAUUUCUGGUUUUCUGAAGUUGUCGAGAAAUGGAUCAACUCUUGGAGAGAGGUUGAUGUCCAAACCCCAAGCGAUGUUCUGGAUCAUGGCUGGCACGUUGACGUUGAAUUGCCACUUAGAGAAUGA
This is a messenger RNA of Pichia kudriavzevii, 1395 nucleotides long. RefSeq lists its product as uncharacterized. The record is from RefSeq and is a predicted model, not a curated record. Lineage: Eukaryota; Fungi; Ascomycota; Pichiomycetes; Pichiales; Pichiaceae. Gene Ontology annotation, biological process: medium-chain fatty acid biosynthetic process; medium-chain fatty acid catabolic process. The transcript has a single exon. The coding region runs from base 1 to 1395 and encodes 464 amino acids. Gene Ontology annotation, molecular function: monoacylglycerol lipase activity; acetylesterase activity.